Molecule: messenger RNA, 3195 nt
Organism: Anopheles aquasalis
Lineage: Eukaryota; Metazoa; Arthropoda; Insecta; Diptera; Culicidae
Gene: Syngr
Product: synaptogyrin
Cellular component (GO): neuromuscular junction; synaptic vesicle membrane
Source: RefSeq, a predicted model, not a curated record
UUGUGGGUGAGCAAACACGCAGCGAGGCCAAACACUGGGUGUUUCACUGGUGCAUUCAGCACAGCACAGCGCAGCAGUUCAGUUCAGCUCGGUAGUGGAAGAGGAAUUGUCAUUUGCUAAAAUAGCGAACCCGAAAGGUCAUCUUAAUCGAGUCAAAGAAAGAAAGCCAACCGAAGGGGCAAGGGGCUGCUGAAAAUUCAAGGGCGAACCAACUAACACGCCAGCGUGGGUGUGCUUGUGAGUGUGUGCGUCGCGUGUUUGUCUGUGUACGUUUGUGGUGACACCGUGUGUGCGGGUCCGCCUGGUUGGUCGUCGUUCGGAGUGGCAAAUCAAUCGGGGCAAAGCAUUAAUUGAAAUGGAUAUCGGUGGAGCGUACGGUGGUGGUAAAGCGGGUGGUGCCUUCGAUCCAAUUGCGUUCGUGCAGCGACCGAUCGUCAUUUUGCGCGCCGUUUGCUGGCUGUUUGCGAUCAUCGUGUUCGGGUGCAUAUCAUCGGAGGGCUGGCGGGAGGAGUCGAAUGGCAAGGAGUACUGCAUAAUUAAUCGCGAUGGCAAUGCCUGUAACUAUGCGGUCGGUAUCGGGGUGAUCGCCUUCCUCGCCUCGAUGGGCUUCAUCGCCGGCGAGUAUCUGUUCGAGCAGAUGUCCUCGGUGAAGACGAGAAAGCACUACGUGCUGGCCGAUCUGGGUUUCUCCGCAUUCUGGUCGUUCCUGUUCUUCAUCGGCUUCUGCUAUCUCACCAAUCAGUGGGGCAAGGCGGAUGAUCCACCGAACGGGGAGGGUGUGAACAAUGUGCAGGCUUCCAUCGUGUUCUCGUUCUUCUCGAUUUUCACCUGGGCCGGCUGUGCAUACUUUGCGUUCCUGCGCUUCAAGGCGGGCGUCGAUCCGUCCUUCUCGUCGACCUACGAGUCGGAUCCGAGUGCCGCCCAGCAGUACUCGGCCUACCCUGCAUCCAACGAUAACGAUCAGUUCCAGGAGGCUCCAUUUUCCGGUCAACAGCAGCAGCAGCAGCAGCAACAACAGCGAGCAGACUACUCGCAACCAACAUACUAAACUGGAUGCUGCGAGCGGGGCUUGAGCCGGCAUGGUGAUUGGUGUUAUCAUUUUUUUUUCUAACGAACCUGCAUUCCACUUCCAGUUCAAGAUCCAGCGGCACGAGCAAGUGGUAAACGGAAGGGUUUUUCACCAUAUACUCAAACAAGAACCAAACAAGCGCUCCAUCUCCGCUCCACCGCUUGUCACGACACGAGGAAAAGAAAGGACGAGUGAAAGCGAAAUGAAGCGAACCAAAUAAGUAAAACGGUUAACCGAAAUCUCUUGCGAAAGUGCUGUUGCUGUUGUUGUUGCAGGCAACGGAUAAGAAUAGGUUUUAUGGAAGCGAUUACCAAAACUAAAAUGUACAAACCACGCAUGAGUAUUACCAGACACGUCGAACGCAUUGCGUUAAUGAUUCGUAUUUCAAUCAGUUAGAGUUUGAAAAACCAAACCAAAGCAGAGUAUUGUUUACAUGAGAAAAUGUGUGACUAUCGGGGUUUAUUUUGCGACAGGCAACAGGCAUACUGAAAGGCAGAAUCUAGCUUUGGUCAAAGGCCAUUAGGUGCUUCAAUCAAGGAAAUAAUAAUCUCGAUUUCAUUUGAAUCUCAGUUAGAAAUGAAUGCUCAACGGAAGGGUGAGUUUCUUGAGGUGCGAGCUGCUCGAGUUAGCAAAUAUCUCCGAGCUCCGACCAUUACAAAAUACCAAACAUACAAUCCUAUAUUUGCCUGAGAGACUCAAAAAAGGGAGGAUACUGUUCCAUAGCGUAGCUCGCUCCUUGAGGCUGCAUGAAUUAUUAUUACAAAAAAAAACAGAAGGCUUGCAAAAACGCCAUGAUUGGCUGUAUUCGUGGCUGUACUAGUAACGUAUUAAUGAAGUUAUUUAUUUCGUUUCGUAUGUACCUCACCAGUAACUAGCUGACGAGUGUAAGGAGUGUCGUAAACUGUAAUUUAUUUGUCUGUAGUAUCAUAGCUAGAUUCGUUUCGAUUCUAUCUGCCAUAGUACAUCGUACGUUUUCCGUUCAACAGGGAACUAGUCGACAUCGACGACAGGGAUCGAGUUUCGUGCGGUUUUCGGUUUGGUAGAAAGUGUACUAGUCAUAUCGAGCAAAUCACUUGCCCACCUCUUCAUUCAUUCAUUCCGGGGGGAAUCUAAACGGCGUACUAGGUGCUUCAUGCUGACCGUUGUGUUGAAAUGUACCAUUCCGGGGAUAGCGCCCCAUUAAUAGGGCGGCACGAGUAAGCAGAUAAAGUAUAUUCAUAUUUGUUAGCUAAACCUGCGCCCGUUUCCCGUGAACGCACUGCUCGGGACAGCCGGUUACAAUAUUCUGCUUCGGACAAAACGGAAGGUGGUUAAAUCUUAUGAAAACACAAGUUUCAUGAUCAGUAUAACAAGACAAGACACCCCGACAUACACUGUACCGUAUUGAACAUAGAGAUAUUGUAAGCGUAGGCGAUUGGCGUUCGAGAUCGUGAUCGUUGUACGGGCUAGCAGCACGCACGCCCGAGCCCGAGUGUUUUGUAGUGGAUUUGGAUUUGGAUAUGAGUGCGCUUCCCCUCACCAACGGGUGGGGAAACACCCGCUCGUACCCGUUUGUUAGUGCAGCCACUUUGAAACAACCUAACUCGAAGGGCGGAGAGCGUAUUCUUAUACUAAUCAAUGGCAUGGAAGGGUGCGAAUGGUCGAAGGAUAGCAGGGCAACUUAUCGCUAAACGAAAUAAGCAUUGAUAAGAGAUAUUUAACGGACCGAUAAACCGCAGGAGCAACUGGACUAAGGAAGGGACAAAGGAAAGUAAUAAAACAACCAAACAACAGAGACGAACAAGAGACGAAAAUCAACCUAAAGGAAAAUAAGCGUAAUAAUGUGUGUUCUGUAGCUGAAAUAUAAAAGGAAACGUUGAAACAUGGAUGAAAUCAAACCAAAAUUAUGGAAAUAAAUGAAAAAAAAACAAACAUUUGAUAGCUGGAUAAAAGUCCGUUAAGACUUCAAUAUUUCAACCGCAGGGCCACAACCACAUCAUUCGAUGAACGCGUGGUACGAGGUAGGAAUAUUUUUCUUAUAGUUUGUUUUUUUUUUAAGAUGAAAUCUCCCUUGCCCAUUACACGACCUAAUUUACGAUUGAGUAACGAAAUAAAACCAUUGCUACCAUACCUUUCCCCCCCCCCCC